AUGGGCCCAUUUGGGCGCGACAUCGCCGCAGACAAGCUUACCCUCUGGCGCGUCUCGAUUCCUGUUGCAGACGACAACGAUGACGAUGACGACGACGACUUGCCAAUUCAUCUCAACAAUAUACCCAAAGAUGACAAGAAGAAACUCAAGGCAACUCGUGAGCUCCGCGAUGUCUUUGGCGAUGAGGCUGCCAAAAACAUGAUCCACAUCAUCGUCCAGCGACCACCGCCAGUCCCUGCUCGAGCUCUUACCCCUCCCUCGGAUACUUCUCGUCCCGGCACGCCGCUGUCUGGUGACCUCCGGGCGGACAUCAAAAAAAUAGCUGACCGAUUCUUUGCGACUGGAUCUGCUGCCUCUGACUUUCUGGACGCGUAUGUGCGAGGCGAAUUCAAGUUGCCCGUCACGACCACCGGAAUUAAGGAAGGUCCUACGGCGAGGCGUCUCGAAAAAAGUAGAAUCGAAACCGAGUCUUCUCUUCUUGGAUUUACCAGUCCCUCCGUCCAAAGCUGGCGACGCUGUCCCCGAGAGAUUUCGAUCGAACGUGCUGCUGGAGAGACUGGAGGGCAUGCAAUCCCAGGAUUUACCGGUGUUCGGCGUUUCAGGAUGCGGAAAAACUCGAUCGACGUAUUCUUGUUGGUGCGCGAGCUGCUGACUGGUCAUCAAUACCCAAACUUCACGAUUGGGUCCAAGUUGAGGCUAGUCGUGGACGAAGCACAGAUUCUGAGUGACAAGGGCAGUUCAAAAUUCCGUUCUUCUUACCUGGAAACCGAUCCGCGACCAAUGUUGUCUCCUGUACUCCACGGCUUUCGAAACGCUGGUGGUCCAAAGGAGCUUACGAUCAUCUACUGCGGGACAGGAUUGAGCAUCGAGGGAAUGCUCGAGAUCGGCAGAUGGGAUACUGCCAUCGACAAGACGGAGACCGUGAUUACAUCUUAG
Molecule: messenger RNA, 936 nt
Organism: Linnemannia hyalina
Lineage: Eukaryota; Fungi; Mortierellomycota; Mortierellomycetes; Mortierellales; Mortierellaceae
Source: the annotation of a GenBank genome assembly